AUGCCUCCCAAAAAGAACCCCACUUCCGAGGGCCAGGGCUCUAACUUCACUGAGAAUGAGGUUACCUUCGUCAAGGCUGUCUUCGACAGCAUGAACUCGCGCCCGGAUGUCGACUUCGCCAAAGUCGCCACCAUCAUGAGCUUGGCCAACGCCAAGUGCGCUAAGGAUCGAUUCAGAACCAUCUCCAAGCGCCACGGCUGGUCGUCCACCGAUGGCUCCGGUGGCGCUAGCCCCUCCAAGGGUGCUCUCGGUGCCAAGAACACCUCCAAGGUCAUGAAGACCCCUACCAAGAAGAAGGGAACCGCUCAGAAGAAGAAGCAGACCAAGAAGGAGUCGUCUUCGGAGUCCGACAACGACGAUGACGUCUCUUCCAAGCUCGAGUCCGACUCGGAUGGUCAGAAGGCUGCCAAGGACGAGCUGAUGCAGGAGGACUCCAGCGACAACGAGUAG
Molecule: messenger RNA, 450 nt
Organism: Colletotrichum higginsianum IMI 349063
Lineage: Eukaryota; Fungi; Ascomycota; Sordariomycetes; Glomerellales; Glomerellaceae
Exons: 2
Coding region: 1-450 (149 amino acids)
Source: RefSeq, a predicted model, not a curated record